CAAAUUAGUUCCUUAGUUCGCGUAGCCUAAUUCAAUGUCGAGAUCCCGUGGGAAAUAGCGCAGUUUCUUACUGGAAGAGACAGCUGGACAGUCUCGGUGCAGUGUUAAGUGCGAUAAGGAUUACACGGCUUUGAAAAUGCGGCACGUCCCGAUUAUCUAUAUUCUCGUGCUAGUGCUUUCGUUGACUCGAGCCGCGCAGGCCGAAGUGCAAAAGUCAAAAGUCAUAAAGCUGGAGGCGGUGGACUUGGGCGAAACCGAAAUUGAACCGAACCCCGAGCAACCCGACGUUCAGCGGAAACGAGACUCCGGAUACCCUUAUAACAAACCGAGUCGUAUCUCGUCGUAUCCUCGGGUACGAUUCCAGGCGAAUCAGCCUAGAGAUCAAAUCGCAUCUAGGAUCCCCGGUCAGUUAAGCAAACCGUUCACGAGAUACGGACUGCCAAAUCAUUCGACCGCCACAUACGGGUAUCGUGCUCAACAGCACCGAAACAAAUUACAGCAUCACGUCAGUCAACAACAGUCGAUCAGUUACGACGUCGGUCCGACGCAGCAGGAAGUGCCCAGCCCAAUCAGGAACGCCGACUUUGCGAAUGCAAAUUCGAUCGCCAGUCAGAAUAACGAGCCCUUCGGCAUACACACGGCCAACUAUCUGCCGCCGCAGAAUCAGAAACUGCCCGCUUACUCCUCGACGGAUAGUUUCACCCCGCAAUCGUAUUCACCGCCGAGCCCGUCGGGUCACGGACUAGUUCAAAGUACGAGAUCGCAGAGCCAGAAUCUCGUAGAGCACCAAAAUCAUCAAAUUUCCGAUGCCGCGCUGUUCCUCUCCCAAAACGCGCAGGCGAUUCAGCAACUUUACGGCGCGCCCGCGAGCAAUCAGGAUUUCGCACCUAGCUAUGAUCAAAUCCAAGAUACCGGCAAUCAGAUUCAUAACCCGAACGGCCAGUUCGGGCACGCAGAGGGUACGUCGCCGAGCCCUCAGGAAUUUGCCAGCGCGUUACCGCCGUACGCUUCGGGAACUCUGAAUCCGCAAGAGACUCUGGAGCAGAUCCAGUCUCUGGAGAAGGACCGGCUAAUCGUGCAGCUGCAACAAGCCCUAGCACAGGCCCAAAGCAGCCCGAGUGCCGAGACGGCGGGCAGGUACGCUCAGAAUCAAGCAAGUUUCAUUCAGAAUCAGCAGCUUCUUGCCUCUAUAAGCCAGCAAAUGAAAUCGCAUGUAUCUACGACGCCGCAGACCGUAGCUUUCGCUGGCGGAAACACAGCCUUUAGUCAGUCUCCUUUCCUGCCAGGGACCACGGUGAAUCCUCUGGACUUUCCCCUUAGUUACGGCGUUCCGACUACCGCGCAAACGCCGACUACGACAACGACGGUGCCCGCCGCUCCCACUCGACCUCCGCAAUCAUCCGGAGGCGACGGCACUACUCAAGUGACCUCCUCGCUGCCCGCUCCUAAUCAGCCCGGGUCACCCGUGGGAAUACCUAUUUACGGUGGGUUCGUGCCUACUUUCAUCACAGGGACCAACUUUGUUCCUAGUUACAGCAGCAGCGUUUUUACAUCUGGACCUGUCAGGCCUGCGCAACCCUCCGGCUCGUCGCUCACUCACUUCGGGAUACCCAUCCCGGAAUUGUCUCAGAAACCGACGACGGGACCGGCAGCUUCGAUCCCAACCACAACAACAGCAGUGUCAGGCUCUCCUAAUCAACCAGGGUUCGCUUUGGCUCCGGCGAUCACGCCAGUGGUCCUGCCUGUGCAGCCGAUACGACCCGUCGCUACUCCCUUGCAUCCGAUCGUCACUCCCUUGCAUCCUGUGUUACCGGCGAGUCCCGCACAAGUACACCCUGCGCAAGCCACCCCCGCCGUGACGUCGUCCGGCGUGCAGCACUCGUACGGUCUGCAGACCGCAUUGAUCAAUCCUGCCCUUUACAAACCGGUCAAAGCGGUUUAUCCGGUGUACUACUACUCCAAUCUCGCUUACCAGCUGCAGAGACCCGCUGUACCGAGCUACCCGUGGAGCUACGCGCCUUCGUACGCGCAAGCGAAACCGGCGCAAAUAUGGAAAUGAGGUGUUCCCGUUCUUCGCGAACGGACCGUGGGUCGCUCCGCGAUAUUCAGGCUGGCCGGUUUACCCGCGCGGAAAAGAGAGAGGGAGAGAUUGAAGAAGAAAGUACGACGGGAGGAGAGUUGCUAUCGCAGUCGCGUGAUUUUGAUGCGCUAAUGAUGCCGUAUCGCCUAUUAACCUUUCUCACGUAAAAGAUUUUAUUUUCUUCUUUCGUUAGAACAGUUUUGCGUCGGCUAAAAGAAUCAAGCUGCAAAUCAGAAUUUUCCACACAGAGUUCCGAUAAGUCCGCGUUGAUAGGAAUGUUUCGGUAUAUUGCCGUGACGAAACAAAAAUUUGCAUUUAUCAGUGAAGCAAUUGCGAUAAGAAUAUCGCCCAAGAAUUAUAAUCUUUUAGCGAAAUCCUGUUACACACGGAGAAAAUGUUUUAGUAAAAACUUUUGUGAUCUCUAUCAUAUAAAAUUAUGCCGGAAUAACGAAUAGAAAUGACUAUACAUUUGUUUCCAAAUGUUAUGCACUUUUGAUUUUUUAUUACAAAAUUAUUAUAUUGUUUACAUUGUAAUAUUUUUUAUAUUGCACAUGAGGUAGAUCGCCAAAGUUACUAUUCCUAUAGUAUUUAUAUAUUUUUACAGUAUAGUUCAGCUUUAUAAGAAAUAUUAGGAAAAAAAGUACAAAUUUAACAUAAUCGUUACUACAAUAUUUUCUACGUUAUAUGGUCUCAAGCAAAUUGUUCUAAAGCCAAAAGAAAAAUAUCCGAAAUUUCUAAAAAGUAAAUAUUCUUCAUUAGAAGAGAAAUAAUAUUGUGCUAUUAUUAGAAUUAUUAGAUUAAAAUAUAAUUCAAAUUUUGCUCUUUUAGUAAAAGUUUUUACUUAGCAUAUAGAAUUAUAAGAAAUAGCAUCUUACAAUUAGAAUUCUUUAAAGAAAAGUGAUCUUGUAGUUAUAAUGAGUGUUAUGUAGAUACGAAAAAUUAGUUCAAAUAUAUAUAUAUAUAUAUAUAUAUAUAUAUAUAUAGAGUGUCCUAGAAUCUUCUCCGCAGUUUUUG
Odontomachus brunneus is the source of this 3094-nucleotide messenger RNA. Its product is annotated as wiskott-Aldrich syndrome protein homolog 1-like. The transcript has 2 exons. Lineage: Eukaryota; Metazoa; Arthropoda; Insecta; Hymenoptera; Formicidae. The coding region runs from base 137 to 2059 and encodes 640 amino acids. The record is from RefSeq and is a predicted model, not a curated record.